AUGCAAAUUUUUGUUAAAAAAGUUGGUAAUUCCGCCGUCUCAUACGAAUUUAAAGAAACAGAUACUAUUGAAAGGGUUAAAGCUGUAAUUGAAGGAAGAGAAGGUGUUCCAAUUGAUCAACAAACAUUAUCUUUCUUAGGUAAAAAAUUAGAGAAUGGUCGUACUUUAGGAGAAUUAAAAAUUCAACCGGGUUCCACAAUCAAUUUAUCACUUAGAUUAAGAGGAGGAAAUUAA
Molecule: messenger RNA, 234 nt
Organism: Dictyostelium discoideum AX4
Lineage: Eukaryota; Evosea; Eumycetozoa; Dictyosteliales; Dictyosteliaceae
Gene: ubqO
Exons: 1
Coding region: 1-234 (77 amino acids)
Source: RefSeq, a predicted model, not a curated record